Molecule: messenger RNA, 2632 nt
Organism: Periophthalmus magnuspinnatus
Lineage: Eukaryota; Metazoa; Chordata; Actinopteri; Gobiiformes; Gobiidae
Product: dyslexia-associated protein KIAA0319 homolog
Exons: 16
Coding region: 1-2052 (683 amino acids)
Cellular component (GO): cytoplasmic vesicle; plasma membrane
Source: RefSeq, a predicted model, not a curated record
AUGAGAGAGUCUGUGCUCCUGCUGCUCUUCAUCCAAGUCUCUCUUCAGUCCCAGUGCUGGCAGGGCCCCUUGUUCUCCUCCUCAGUUCUGCCCCUGGUGUCCCGGGAACGCAGUGGCGGUCUGGUGCACGUGUCUAGCGCCCCCUCUCUGCCGCAGUGUGUGGAGGCAGCAUGUGAACUCGUUUGGGCGGAUGUCGCCUGGCUCUUCCAGGGACGCUGCUAUGUUCUGUCCUGCCAACAAAGGGCACAGUGCCGCCCCCAAAGACGCCCCGGGACCCAGUCCUACCUGGCUUUCCUCCAACGCAGGGCCCCCCUGCUGCCGCCACUGUACUGGGGGGAGUAUAAAUCCUCUGAGGCUCCUGGAGACCUGCAGACCCUUAAAGACCUGGUUCUACUCGGAUCCAAACCGGACUACGGAGACCCAGAUUUGGGGCUGAUGGAUUAUCCUCAGAGCAACGAAGAAACUGACCCAACUAUUCAAUCGGAGCUCAAGGACAAGGACAGGCUCAAGCAAUCAGAGGCUGAGAACGAGGCCAUGGCCACAACAGAGAAACACAGAGAGGAGGCAACGCAGCGCCCCCUUCAGGCCACAGAGACGACACAAAGCAGCUCUGUUUCAUCACCCCCUCCCACCCAUGCAAAUGAAAACCAGGAAAUGAGAUCACUUCCUGUUUUGGUGGCAAUGACGUCACUUCCUGUGGUCGACUGGAAUCUUACAGUGUCAGGUGUAAACAUUGAGACCACAUCAGUGUCCCUGGGAAACCCUGUGGAGCCCUCACCAACCAACAAAAACAGUGCAAGUCAGAGCCUCCCCACAACAGACUCUGUUAAAGCUCCACCUUCAGCUCCAUCUUUUGCCCCGCCUUCUGCCUUGGUUCCGCCCUCGAGUCCGCCUUCUGCUGCUUGCCCCUCCCCUCGUCCCACCUCCGCUGGCCCAGCUACUGCACCUGGAUUCACCUGUACUUUAUUCAUCUCAUGGUCAUCAUUGCAGUCCCUCCUUGGCCCUCCUCCGGUGGCUCACGCUGGAGGAAGCUACACCCUGAUCCUCCCCAACAACUCUCUGCUCCUCCAGGGUUCCGUGACCAAUGCUGACCCUAAAACAGUGCACUAUCUGUGGACACGAGACAUCCAGAGCCCAGCUGCCGGGGACGUGCUCUUUGGCUCUGAGUCCAGUUCUUCACUCGUUCUGGUGAAUCUGGUGGAGGGUUCGUAUCUGUUUCACCUUCGAGUCACAGAUGCCUGGGGCAGAUCAGCAACCGCCACCGCCACAGUCCAGGUGCUGCCAGAGCCCGGCGAAGGAGACGAGGUGGAGCUGGAGCUACAGGUGUCCGUCUCACAGGUCAGUGUCUCUCAGAGGGACACUGUGGUUAGUCAGAUCGCAGCUCUGCUACAUGUCUCCACCUCUGACAUCCAACUGAGACGACUCUACGGACACGCCCAACUCAGUACAGUGCUGCGGUUCUCAGUGCAGUCUCCUUCUGGUCCGAUCUCUGGUCCAGACUUUGAUCCAGUCUCUGGUCCGGUUUCUGGUCCUGAAGUGGUCUCUCUGUUGAGAUCUCAUCUUUUGAGUGAGAGGACGGACUACCUCCUGUUCAGAGUGCUGCGCGUGGAUACUGUGGUGUGCCAGCUGCAAUGCUCAGGCCAGGGGCAGUGUGACCCGGUCUCCAGGCUCUGUCUCUGUGACCCCUUCUGGACUGAGAACCUGCUCCGGACCUACCUUGGGGACGGAGAGAGCAACUGCGAGUGGAGAGUUCUGUAUGUGAUCCUCAGUGGCUUCAUCCUGGUCCUCCUCAUCCUCAGUGCAACCUGGACCUUCAUGUGCUGCUGCCGGAGGAAAAGACCGUCCAGAGUCCGGAGGAAGACCCGGUACACUAUCCUGGACAACGUGGAUGAGCAGGAGAGAGUCGAGUUGAGGCCCAAAUUCAGUCUGAAGCAUCGCAGUACAGAGCAUAACUCCAGCCUCAUGAUGUCAGAGUCUGAGCUCAGCGACCAAGACUUCAGCCGAGACCCCCCACUGAGGAACCGGACUAAACCAGGUGUAAACCAGAUCUAAACCAGGACUCAACCAGGAUUAAACCAGAUGUGAACCAGGACUCAACCAGGACUAAACCAGAUCUGAACCAGGCUUAAACCAGGUCUAACCGAGGACUGAACCAGAACUAAAGUAAGACUAAACAAAGAUUAAACCAUGACUGAAAAAGGACUAAACUCAGUCUAAACCAGGACUGAACCAGGAUUAAACCAGGUCUGAACCAGGUCUGAACCAGGUCUGAACCAGGUCUGAACCAGGUCUGAACAAGGACUAAACCAGGUCUAAAGCAGCACUAAACAAGGUCUAUACCAGGACUACACCAAGAUUAAAACAGGACCAAACCUGAACUGAACCAGGUCUAAACCAAGUGUGAACCAGGAUUAAGCCAAGUCUAAAGAAGAAGUAAACCAGGUCUAAACCAGGACCGAACCAGGACUAAAUCAGGUCUAAACCAGGACUAAACCAGGUCUAAAGCAGGACUAAACAAGGUCUAUACCAGGAUUACACCAAGACUAAAGCAGGACUAAACCAGGACUGAACCAGGAAUAAAGCAGGACUGGAUAAAAGGAUACACUGUACUUCUGUUUGCAUCUUGUUUGUA